UACUGCCUGCAGGCUACUCUGUCAACACCAAGCACAGCACCAGGCAGCCUGCCAGCUCACAGGCAUCAACAUCAUAACUAUGCCUGGCACCACAACAGGCAAGAAGCUGGAUCUCUCCAAGCUCACAGACGAGGAGGCCAAGCAUGUUUGGGAAGUCGUCCAGCGAGACUUUGACUUGAGGAAGAAGGAAGAGGACAGACUUGGGGAACUAAAGACCAAGAUUGAAAAAGAAGACACCAAGAGAGAGCUGCUGGGCAACCAGACCAGCCUGACUGAAUCACACUGUAUUCGAUGUCUCCAGCCCUUCAAGUUCCUGGUUAACAGCAAGCGUCAGUGUCUGGACUGCCAGCUGUACAUAUGCAAGUCCUGCAGUCUUUACAACAAGAAGGAGCAGGGCUGGGUGUGCGAUCCCUGUCGCAUGACCAGGAUCCUCAAGAUUGGUACUUUGGAGUGGUACCAUGAAAAUGUCCGUGCCCGCUUUAAGCGCUUCGGCAGUGCCAAGGUGAUGAGAUCUCUUUUCAAGAGGUUGAGCGGAGAACCCAGUUGCUCCCAGAAUGACCUUGAAGAGCCUCAUGAAUACGAUACACAGAGCAUACCGGAGGUCCACGCAGAUGGGAAUGAGGAAAACAGUAUGGACACAACAGAUUCACAACACUACAAGGGGAUGAAAAAGGCCAAAAGGCGGCUAACUGUCGAUCCCUUUGAUUUUGAACCGGGCUUUGACAACUUCAUCAAUUCAAGAGGACGGCCAAACCAGGCCCCAGUCUCCCAUAACAUCAUGGACAUGGAUGUAGGUGAGAGGGAGUCAAUGCUUGCUGAGGCCGAUAUGGCCUCUGUUUUCCACCAGAUUUUGGAGGAGCAACGCAAAGGUCUGGAUCUGGGAAUGGCUCCACAGCAAGAUAACCUUGCAUACCCAGACAACCAACCUACUCCAUCUCACUCCAUCUCCCAGCUCAGUUACUCCUCAUGUGGCAGUGGAAGUGCUUGGGGCCCCCGGGGCAGCAGCAGCUAUCUGCCCGGCCCCGAUGACUUAGAGGAAGAUGACCACUGCCAGCACUACCCUCUCUACCAGUCUCAUCUGGGCCACUGCAGCCACACCUCCCAGGAGAGCCUGAACUCACCAAAACCUUCGCCACAGAUCACUGACCUGAACAGACGCAUGUCAGCCAUUGAGACCCUCUUGAACCACUUAGAGCAGAAGGUCACCUCAACGUACGACGAGACCAGUCAGGCUCCUCUGACUCCAAACAGCACCUCUCCUCUUCCUCAGUGGGAGGAAGUGGACUUAGAAGAGCAGCAACUGAGACAGAAGCUGCACGAAAUGACAGACAACAUCAGUGACCAUGGCCUAACCUCUGAUGAGGACGAGCCCAGCAGACCACACUCCUCCCAAGAAAUCCCAGCAUGGAGAGGCCCACAGGGAGAUGCAAAGCCCACCAAAAUACCUACCAGGCCCUCAUCCAGAACAAGCAUUGUUCUCUGCAGACUUGAGGAGGAGCAACCUCGGCUGACUGACUCUCAGAAGUCAACAGAGAGCCUGGAAAGGAAGUUGCACCCUCUAGAGGAGGGAUCAAAGGCAAGCUUUAAAGGCUCAACAGCCUUACUGGUUGAGCUGGAGGACCAGGUAGCCCAGGCAGCUGCCAACGUCCAGAACGCCCAGAGUGAGGUCUCUUACAUAGAGAACAGGAUUGCUGCCCUGAAUGCUGCCGGCAUGCCAGUGGAUAAAAGAAGGUCUGCGAUCCCAAUCCAAGCAAGAAGACUUUCCCACAACUUUCCCACAAGCCAGGUGGACAGGUUUGUGAGGAACUCCCUCUACAGGGGCUCCCUGACUCAGAGGAACCCAGUGGCCAAGCCCAAGACCAGGGCUACCUUCCCCCAGAAGAACUAUGGAGUCCCCAGCCGGCACCCCUGCCAGGACACCACCCAGAGACUCCAAGAAGGCCGGGUACUCUGUACUGCUGUGCGGUGCGUACACACUAACAGUCAGAGACCUUCUCUUCAAGACGAGACAACCCUCUCAUUCUUCGCGGAGAACCCCAACAUGGCGGCGCUCAGCCAAGGGCUUGUGAGUAUCCCCACAACCGCCAAGUGCCUCUCAUCGUGGGCAACUCUGGAAAAAGGGAGAGUCCAGCCCCUCUCCAGGAGUUUAGUUCCAGAACCAGUGCUGUGUGUGGAGGUAAGCCCCACUAUAUCUAGUUGGUACCACUCCACCUCCAGCACCAGCUCCUGGUGGGCCCACAGGGUGGCGGCUCCAUGUUACUCAUUUGGGCUGAGCCUGACCGGCCACCAGACACUCGCCGGCGAGCUCCCCCACAGGUCUGGCUCCAAAGGGGGGGCCCCAGUGUCCCCAUACCGGGCGAGGUACUCGUUCCCCGAAUGUGCCGAGUCACUGAGGUCUUUUUGA
Molecule: messenger RNA, 2404 nt
Organism: Epinephelus lanceolatus (giant grouper)
Lineage: Eukaryota; Metazoa; Chordata; Actinopteri; Perciformes; Serranidae
Gene: mlphb
Product: melanophilin b
Biological process (GO): intracellular protein transport
Cellular component (GO): cortical actin cytoskeleton
Molecular function (GO): actin binding; small GTPase binding; myosin binding
Source: RefSeq, a predicted model, not a curated record